This is a messenger RNA of Tarenaya hassleriana, 1107 nucleotides long. Its product is annotated as bifunctional epoxide hydrolase 2-like. Bases 1 to 837 code for a protein of 278 amino acids. Gene Ontology annotation, molecular function: hydrolase activity. Lineage: Eukaryota; Viridiplantae; Streptophyta; Magnoliopsida; Brassicales; Cleomaceae. The transcript is spliced from 4 exons. The record is from RefSeq and is a predicted model, not a curated record.
AUGGAAUUGAAGGGCUACCGAGCCGUAGCUCCUGACCUCCGCGGGUAUGGUGACUCCUUUGCGCCCACGGAUAUUCCCUCAUACACCGGCUUACACAUGAUUGGAGACCUAGCCGCCGUCAUCUCGGCCGUAACCACCUCCGAAGACGAGAAGGUCUUCGUCGUCGGUCACGCUUGGGGAGCCCUAAUGGCAUGGUAUCUUUGUCUCCUUAGACCAGAUAAAGUGAAAGCUCUGGUCAACCUCAGUGUGCCGUUCAGUUUCGUGCCGAAGGAUCCAUGGCCAGAGGUGACGCCAAUCGAACAGCUGCGCAGGAUCUACGGCGAUGAUUUGUACGUCGUCAGGUUUCAGGAACCUGGAGAUAUAGAGGCAGAGAUUGCGGAAGUUGGGACUGAAAGAGUGAUGAAGAGGUUUUUCACGUACCGUACGCCCUAUCCGUUUAUUAUCCCAAAGGAUAAAAGCUUUUGGGGUCGUCCGGACAUCCCGAUCCCUUUACCGUCUUGGCUGUCGGAGGAAGAAGUUCAAUAUUACGUAAGAAAGUUCGAGGAGACGGGAUUCUCCGGAGCAGUAAACUCCUACCGCAAUUUCGCACGGAACGAUGAGCUAAUAUCGCCGUGCAUAGGGAUCAAAGUUGCUGUACCAACGAAAUUCAUAAUCGGGGAUCUGGAUCAUGUUUACCACAUGCCCGGGAUUAAGGAAUACAUUCACGGUCCGCAGUUCAAAGAAGACGUUCCGUUGCUGGACCCGCCGGUCGUUAUGCUAGGAGUGGCUCACUGGAUUAACCAGGAAAAGCCAGACGAGAUCCUUCAUCACAUAUACGACUUCAUCAGGAAGUUCUGAAAACCGAUCGAUAUGAUCUCGAUCGGUUUUCUUAUACCGUCGGUUUAACCUUCUGGUAUAUACGUGGGUUUGCAUCCGGCUUUGUUUUCACUAAUAAGAGUUUAGUCCAAGGUCUUGUAAGAGAAUGAUAGACCACGUGCUUCAAUUCCAACCUUGUUACUGUCAAAACUCUGUUUUUAUUCUGUUAAGUUUGUUAAUCUGUUCGAGUUUUAUGUCAUGUUCCACUUUGGUCCUUCUGUCAAAUAAAAAGAAACGAUGGCACUUUCAUCA